This is a messenger RNA of Raphanus sativus (radish), 660 nucleotides long. Its product is annotated as rRNA 2'-O-methyltransferase fibrillarin 2. Gene Ontology annotation, biological process: box C/D sno(s)RNA 3'-end processing; rRNA methylation. The transcript is spliced from 4 exons. Gene Ontology annotation, molecular function: rRNA methyltransferase activity; histone H2AQ104 methyltransferase activity; RNA binding. The record is from RefSeq and is a predicted model, not a curated record. The coding region runs from base 154 to 525 and encodes 123 amino acids. NCBI's taxonomy places the organism in Eukaryota, Viridiplantae, Streptophyta, Magnoliopsida, Brassicales, Brassicaceae. Gene Ontology annotation, cellular component: nucleolus; box C/D methylation guide snoRNP complex; small-subunit processome.
UGGUUCUUGGAAUUGUAGAAACCUGGCGCUAAAGUUCUUUACAUUGGGGCUGCCUCUGGAACCUCUGUCUCUCAUGUUUCUGAUAUUGUUGGACCUGAGGGAUGUGUUUAUGCCGUUGAGUUUUCUCCAAGAAGUGGAAGAGACUUGGUGCACAUGGCACAGAAGAGACGUAAUGUGGUUCCAAUCAUUGAAGAUGCUAGACAUCCUGCUAAAUACAGAAUGCUUGUGAGCAUGGUUGAUGUCAUAUUUGCUGAUGUUGCUCAACCAGAUCAGGCUCGGAUAGUAGGUCUCAAUGCAUCUUUCUUUCUCAAAGCUGGAGGUCACUAUAUGAUCUCAAUAAAGGCGAAUUGUAUAGACGCAACAAUGCCAGCAGAAAUAGUAUUUUCAAACGAAGUGAAGAAGCUGCAAGCGGACGAGUUGAAACCAGCAGAGCAACUAACUCUAGAGCCUUUUGAGCGUGACCAUGCUUGUGUUGUUGGUGGAUAUCGCAUGCCUAAAAAGCAGAAAGCUGUUACUGCUGCUUAAUUAGCCAAUCAAUCUCGUUACUUAUAGUUUUUAAUUUACAUCUGAUUUCGAGAAGUUUUGCAAGAAACUUAAAUUUGCAUUUUUUUUAAAUAAAUGUUAAAUUAUAUUCAUCAAAAAACUUUAGAAUACAUCAAG